Amborella trichopoda is the source of this 1257-nucleotide messenger RNA. Its product is annotated as fasciclin-like arabinogalactan protein 21. Lineage: Eukaryota; Viridiplantae; Streptophyta; Magnoliopsida; Amborellales; Amborellaceae. The record is from RefSeq and is a predicted model, not a curated record.
AUGGGGAAUUGCCUUCAACUCGCUCUCCUCUGCUUCGCCAUUUUCCUCCUGUGCAAUGCCCAAGAAACCCUCUCCUUCUUUCUCGCCCCCUCACCCACUCAAGAAUUCAACCCCACCACCUACCUACCAUUGAGCUAUUACCCUGAAACCCACACCUCAUUGGCCCCAAUCCUAUCAAAUUUUGGGUACGAAGAGCUGGCCAUGGCCGUCCCCUUCUUGUACGACCCCUUUUCCUCUUCUUGGGCUGGCCCUGCAACUGUCUUCGCCAUUAAUGACACGGCCAUUCGUUCUUGCUCCCAUUGCUCUCGCCUUCAAAUCCUCAAAGAACGCAUAAUCCCUGGUUUUUUCACUUACCACCAUCUCUCUAAGCUCGCACAUGGCACCAAGAUCCAAACCAGGAGCUCCGAUCGCUGUAUAACUGUAACCUCCACAAACUCGACUCAGAACACGGCCAAGAUCUUGAUCGAUGGCGUCCAAAUCACACGUCCUGAUCUCUUCAACGACGGUCUCCUGGUGAUCCAUGGCUUGGAUGGCUUCGUUUUCCCUCUCCCUCCUCAGUCCUGUUUCUCGCCGGCAAAAAGCCCCUCAUGGACGGAAAACUCCACCUCCACAAUGACCCUCACCCCGGAAAACGCCACGGACACCAGAUAUAUGACCCCAGCCAGAGGUCCGAAAACUUUUCCGGCGAUAUCGAUGCGUUUAUCUAUCAGAGACGCGAUGCUCAGGCUUCGAGCCUCGGGCUUCAGCAUCGUGGCCUUGGCCCUGAGAGCCAAGUACCCUGAGCUCGUGGGACUUCGAAAUAUGACCAUAUUUGCCCUCGACGACGCCUCUAUUUUCAGUGGAGGGCACUCCUACGUUAAUAACGUGAGGUUCCAUAUCGUGCCCAACCGUUAUUUGAAGGGAUCGGACUUAGCCCAGAUGAAUAUGGGCUCUAGCCUACGGACCCUGAUUCAAGGCCAAGACCUCGUGGUCACAAACCCUGGCUUAGGUGUGGAUUCGCUGAGGAUCAACUACGUUCCAGUGAAGGGGCCCGACGCGGUGCUCAAUUGGAGGAUUGUGGUGCACAGUAUCUUUGUGCCAUUUCCACGUGUUGGAGUACCGGAUUGGGUGGUCUCGAACGCGUUUGACCAUGGUUUGUUCCAUGAGGUGGGAUCGGUCUCGGACGAGGAUGUGUUGUUCCCUGAGGUCGAACGGACGGCUCGGAUAGCGCCUGAGGGACACGUGGCCGAGAGGGAGAUCGUGGAUGAAGGGCUCUGA